AUGUCACGUAAAUCAGGAAGAAGAGGAUAUAAUUCGGAUACUAGUACUGCAAGCAAUCGAGGGAGUGGAAGUAGAGAACCACGAGAAGAAGAAAUUGUUGAUUUGGAAGAAGAAGAAGAAGAGGAAGAGGACUUGAUUGAAGAAGAAGGAGGAGAAGACGAAGAAGAUGAGAUUACUCGUUGUAUUUGUGGACAAGACGAAUUAACUAACGAUUCCAUUAAUCCUGAAUUAUCGACUUUUUUGAAAAGAACAUACAAAAUAGAAAUAGAUCAAGGUUUAUUUAUUCAAUGUGAGAAAUGUUCAGUUUGGCAACACGGAUAUUGUGUGGGAUUAUUUGAAAGUCAUGAUGUACCCGAUGAAUAUUGGUGUGAAUCAUGUAAACCAGAAUUCCACAUCCUUGUCAAUAAUGAUGGAUAUUCGAAAAGAACAUUAUAUAAGCCGGUCAAUGAUAAAAGGAAGAAACUUGAACAAAUGACUUUCAAAAACAAUGAAACAAGCCAUAGUACAAGGAGAAGAGGAGGUAAAAAUGAACGAAACACCCCACAACAAGACACAAGUUCUAAUAUCAAGGAUAAACGGAAAGAACGAAGACACCAUCAUCACCACCAUAACAUUGAUGAAGAUGACGAUGAAUACAAUGAACAAUUGAAAAGAGCAUUAAGGGAAAGUGCCCGAGAAUCAGGGGUCAAAUUAAGUGAAUCAGAAUCAAAUGAAAGGGGCAAUGGGAAUUCAGUUAAAAGGGAGGACAAUAAGAGUGAUGGGAAUAAUAGUAGUGGCAGAGAAGGUUCAAGAGGUAAUGGAUCAAGGAAAAGAGAGACCAGUCGGAGAGAAAAUGCCGAUAAUAGCGAUUCAAAACGUCUUAAAGUUGAACAAUCUGAUCAUCCUAGUGGUUCAGAGUUGAAUGAGAAUUCAGAACAAGAACUUGGGUCAGGAAGUGAGGGGUCUAGAAGUAAAAGAAGGGGUGUGGCUGGCGCUGGUGCAGGUGCUGGUAGUACGAAAACCACUAGGAAAAAGAAGAGUACACCACCAAGACUGUCCACAAACAAUAAUAAUAAUAACAACAAAAAGCAAGAUGAUUCAUCUAAUGAAACCAAUUCAUUGGGACCAACUAAAGAAGAAUUAAUUCAACAACCAUCUAAACCACGUUAUGUAAAUGAUAAAUCUUCGAUUUUUGAAUUACGGAAAAGAACAAUAGCAAUAUUAGAAUGGCUUGGUCGUUCUCAAGUUGAACUUCAGGAAGAAAAGCAACAAAAAUUAGAAUUAUUUUCAUUUAUAAGUGAUGAUGAUGAAAAAGAAGGAUCAUCAAAUUCUUCUAAAGAAAAUGCUAAUGCUGAUGCCCUUGCAUUAAAAGAAACAUUUGAUGAGAAUUUACUACUAAUGGAACAACUUACAGAACGAAUCUUAGCAUGGCAAGAUACAUUUGGUAAAUAUGCUGUUUAG
This is a messenger RNA of Candida albicans SC5314, 1440 nucleotides long. RefSeq lists its product as uncharacterized. Gene Ontology annotation, biological process: negative regulation of rDNA heterochromatin formation; negative regulation of silent mating-type cassette heterochromatin formation. Lineage: Eukaryota; Fungi; Ascomycota; Pichiomycetes; Serinales; Debaryomycetaceae. The record is from RefSeq and is a predicted model, not a curated record. Bases 1 to 1440 code for a protein of 479 amino acids. The transcript has a single exon. Gene Ontology annotation, cellular component: Rpd3L complex; Rpd3L-Expanded complex.